Molecule: messenger RNA, 1098 nt
Organism: Wyeomyia smithii (pitcher-plant mosquito)
Lineage: Eukaryota; Metazoa; Arthropoda; Insecta; Diptera; Culicidae
Exons: 2
Coding region: 54-1052 (332 amino acids)
Molecular function (GO): protein binding
Source: RefSeq, a predicted model, not a curated record
GCGGUGAAAUACAGCCGAAAGGCCAUAAACCAGCCAGCAAUCAGUAGAGAAGUAUGUCUAAAAUGAAGCUGCACGCGGUUCAAUUUCUAUUGUUAUUAGCAUUUGCUUUCGCUCAGGCUAAGGAAUACGAAUGCCAAAAUAACGUGAAAAUCGAUAAUUUUUGUCUCAUAAGCCAAUUUUACGGCGGUUCUGAAACUGCCUGCAAAAUGCGCUUUCCUAAUCAUACCGCAAUCAAGCUUCAAUUCCCUAGGAUUGAGAACUUGUCUGCUCGGAUUGCUUAUAAUAUGAGAAAGGUAAUAAAUUUGGAUAUAUCCAACGGCUAUGUACGAAACAUUUACAUAAAACCUGAGUUAGUGUUCCUGCGGGCUACAAACUGCGAGUUGAAGAAGUUGUACAUCGAUGAUAGAGCGCCGAAUCAGCUGGAGGAACUAUAUCUUUCGAAAAAUGAACUAUCUCAAUUACCGGAAAAUCUACGUCAUUUAGAAAACCUUUCGAUGCUGGAUUUGUCGCAUAAUUACAUAGAAUUUUUCGACAUGGGUGAGCUGCACGAUUUAAAGUUUCUGUCCAUCGUGGAUGUCAGCUACAAUCGACUUAAAGUCGUAUUUGCUGCAGAUACAGUGCAGUUACCGGAUUUGGUGUUUUUAAACUUGAAACAUAACAGUCUUACCGCGAUGCACAUUUCCCAUUGGGAAACACCGAUUUUGAACGAACUGGAUGUGUCCUAUAACCAACUGUCUCAUGUUGCAAAAUUUCCACAAAAGUUACCCGGAAUGGUGAGCGCCAACUUUGAGCAAAAUCCGCUUACCUGCUCCUGGUUGCGAGAAACUACGAAACUGUUAGAAGCUAAAAACGCCACUUUCACCUCUAGCCUGACGACCUGCGUCGAACCGAAUAGACUUUACCAAUCGAAGGAGACGUUCAUACACGAGCUUGAGAUGAAGGACCUGUUGAGGGCUAACAUUCUUGAAAUUGCCAGGAACCUGACGGAGGCCGAGAUCGAUGUUGAUGACAAAAUUGAUGAUAUUUUCUGUCGCAUUAUGGGUGGAGUGUGAAAAAAGUUUUGUAUAAAUGACUGAAUAAACUUAUCUUUCUAAUGCA